AUGGCGGCUGCAGCUGGGAGAGUUGAUGAACUGGUGAAGGAUUAUUUAUUAUUCAGAGGAUGUACAGCAUCUCUUAGAAAUUUUGAGUACGAACUGAAGACUGAUAAAGAUAAAGGUUUACGAGCUGACAAGAUUUUAGAGCAGUUUCAGCAGUAUAUAGGGAGCUACAACCUUCACAGUCUCAGGGAUUUCUGGGCUCACCUCAACAGUCGGCUCUUCUGUCGCUUAGAACAACGAUAUAUUCAAAGCGUACGGAAGUUAGAAGUAGGUCUUUUGAAGCUUUAUGUUGUUAAUGCAGCGCAUAACAACAGAGCUGAUAAAGUGACUGAUUUUUUCGAGAAGAUGACCAACGAUUUGCAUCAGGUUCCGGAAUUUAAGGAAUGGUUUUGUUUCCCAUUUAUUAAGAGCCCGGAAGAGAACAGUCAUUUUUCAAUGUAUUUUACAAAACAAUGGCAGGAUAUGUUUUAUUUAUCACUUUUCAACUUCCUUAGUGUGAUUAUAAAUGUAAUGCCUGCACCUAUUCUAUUGAACUUUGAUAUUGAACAUAAAAGAAUGAAAAACUUGCAGGAAGAAAAUGAUAUGUUGAAAACACAGUUACUCUCUGCAGACAAAGCUCCAGUUCUAAAAACACCUAAUAUAAGAGAGAAGGAGUCUAUUAGGAGGGGUGCAAAUUCUGUAGAAUUGCACUAUGACUUCAGUGACCUUGGUGACGAUACUUUGGAGAUACAGAAGCAGCAGAAAUCUGGUCGAAAAUUUCCUUUCUCAGCAUCACCGUUACUUAAUCGAAAGCCAAAUUUUCUCUCAUCAAAUAAUAAGAGUCCAACAAAGUCACAGGGCAAGGCAAAAGCAGGUAAACCACAAUCUGUUAACAUUCAAAAGAAACAUCCGAGUUCAGGGUCACCGUCCAACCAAGGUCAUCCAGAGUUCACAAAUAGGUCACUCAGUAGCGGUGGAGCAGUUCAAAAAGCUGGUCAUCCUGAGACCACCUCAAGAUCAUUGAGCUUACAGGGUAAAUCAACUGCAUUUGAAACUUCAAGGCAAAAAUCAGUGCCAAACCAAGGGAAGCAAUCCAGUGGAACAAGAGUUGAUGAUUUGUAUACUACUGUAACAGCUGAGAAUGUACCUGGACCAAAACAAGAAAAUCCUGACCAAGACAAGACUAAAAAAAAUCAAGGAGAUUCCUCAGGGGAAGUAACUGUAAACACGAAGUCAAGCUAUGUGAACAGUGAAACUAUAGAAGAUUUAACACCAGUGAAUGAUAACAAUAAUUUUGCUGGGAUCACAAGAAAUCAAAGUGUAAUUGAUAAGUCAGACUAUCUACAAGAAGGUCAGGGUCCUUUUCUCCUCCUUAGUCAAGAAGAUUACAAAGAGCACCACUCAGCCAUAUCUUAUGCUCGAUUCAGCAAUAUGGGUCAGUAUGUAGGUAGUGUUGACAUCGAUGGAAUUGUCAAAAUUUGGUCUUGGAGCCCACAACCUACAACAUGUGCCACAGUGAUGUCAAAGUCUGCAUUUCUUUCACUGGAUUGGGCAAGCAAACAGGACCGUUGGUUACUGCUAGGCAAUCGCUCUGGCAAUAUCAGGCUUUUCGACGUUAAAGAGAUGAAAUCAUUUUAUGAAGCAUCAGCAGAUUCCAGUUAUCCUCGUAUAGUGAAUCUGAGUUCUAGUCCCUCAAGUGGAGCAUUUAUAUGUUCUGCCACUGUCAACAGGGCUCGCUCAGGAUCAGGGAGUGACAUCGGACCAUCAUCAUCCAUAGCUCGGGUUGGAAAACUAACUCUUUGGGAGCUGCGCACCAUGAAACAGACCAAGCAUCUUGAGAUACAGCCAGGCCCUGUGGCCAUCAACUGCUGCUCAUUCAACCACAAUGGUCAUCUCUUGUUGACUGGUGGAGUUGAUGGAGCUAUUCGACUUUUUGACAUGCAGCAACACAAAGUGAUCUCGCAGUGGGAGGCCCAUUCAGGGGAGGUACAGAACCUUCAGUUUAGCUCAGAUGAGACAAGCUGUUACAGCAUAGGAACAGAUGGAAAGUUGAUACAAUGGAGUAUGCAUAAGCCUGGGACCCUGAAUGACCUGCCUGUUCAUAGUGGUGCCUCCCUUCCAUUCCUGUCCGGCAUGUCAGGAGGGCUAAAAGAAAUGCCCCGGGGUCAGAUCUUUUCUUUGGAUGCCGAGGGAGAGUACAUGAUGACCUGUGAUAAGACCAAAGGAAGCAUGUACCAAGUCAAGGACAAAUCAUUGUCACAUGUCAUGGAUAUUCAGGGUCAUGGGUCAUUUCUCACCACGGUUGACUGGUCACCUAAUAUGGACACAAAGGUUUGCUUAACAGGGUCCAUGGAUGGAACCAUCAAAAUAUCAACUCUCUUAUCUACACAUAUGUAAAAUCAUUUUGAAACUAAGACGUAUGUAUUUAUUUAAAAUUUUAGUAUAAUUAAUCAUUCUGAAUCAUUCCUUGUUAUGAUUACUGGGUAAUUUUGUGUCUGUUGAAGAAGAGAAU
Messenger RNA from Saccostrea echinata, 2488 nucleotides. Its product is annotated as WD repeat-containing protein 91-like. Gene Ontology annotation, cellular component: early endosome membrane; extrinsic component of endosome membrane; late endosome membrane. Gene Ontology annotation, biological process: early endosome to late endosome transport. The coding region runs from base 1 to 2373 and encodes 790 amino acids. Lineage: Eukaryota; Metazoa; Mollusca; Bivalvia; Ostreida; Ostreidae. The record is from RefSeq and is a predicted model, not a curated record. Gene Ontology annotation, molecular function: phosphatidylinositol 3-kinase regulator activity; protein binding. The transcript is spliced from 2 exons.